Messenger RNA from Odocoileus virginianus texanus, 2282 nucleotides. NCBI's taxonomy places the organism in Eukaryota, Metazoa, Chordata, Mammalia, Artiodactyla, Cervidae. The record is from RefSeq and is a predicted model, not a curated record.
GCCACGUGGUGACCAGAGGGGGCCUACAGGCCACAAAGGGCUGUCAGAGGAAGCAGCCCAGAGCCUGUUUGAAGACGAACCAAACACCCUGAAGAUAACAGGAAAAUACAAGGAAAGUUCCGGAGGAGAGUUGGCGUCUGAGGUGAGAGUAGUUAACACUGGGUCAAUUUGGCCAAAGCUCCUAACCUAGUAAGAGGUGAGACCUCAUCUUAAACUUUAUUGUAAUCCAGGAGCACUCAUCUCAGUUCCCCAUGGGCAUUAACUGCUGCUUGAAUAAUUGGUGGGAGAAUGAUCCUACAAUGCUGGAAAGACUCGAGCUGGCUUUAUGUCAACAGUGAUUUCUGGCUUUUUCUAUUGUGCAGUGUUUGUCAACAGCCGCUACUUUGAGAGCAUCUUAAAACUAGAAUGCAAUGUGUCUUACUUUAAAACUUCCUAGCUUCAGAUUUUCUGGUUUCACUUUAGUUUUUUCUUUUUCUGAUUCCCUAGAUGCCAGUGCCCAAGUCAUUCUCAUACUUAUUCCCAAGCUCCUGGACUUUCACCUUCUGGGAAAACAACAGAUUAUGCCUUCGAGAUGGCUGUUUCAACUAUUAGAUAUGGAGCAGGAGUUACAAAGGAAGUGGGCAUGGACCUACAAAACAUGGGUGCUAAAAAUGUUUGUUUGAUGACAGACAAGAACCUCUCCCAACUCCCUCCUGUACAGACAGCGAUGGAUUCCUUAGUGAAGAAUGGUAUAAACUUUAAGGUUUAUGACCAUGUGAGAGUGGAACCAACUGAUACAAGCUUCAUGGAAGCCAUUGAAUUUGCCAAAAAGGGAGCUUUCGAUGCCUUCCUGGCCGUGGGUGGCGGUUCCACCAUAGACACCUGUAAAGCCGCUAAUCUGUAUUCGUCCAGUCCUGACUCUGACUUCCUAGACUACGUCAAUGCCCCCAUUGGGAAGGGAAAGCCUGUGACUGUGCCGCUGAAACCUCUGAUCGCAGUUCCAACUACCUCAGGCACCGGGAGCGAAACUACCGGAGUUGCCAUUUUUGACUACGAACACUUGAAAGUAAAAACUGGCAUUGCUUCACGAGCCAUCAAACCCACACUGGGCCUGAUUGAUCCUCUGCACACCCUGCACAUGCCUGGGCGGGUGGUCGCCAACAGUGGCUUCGAUGUGCUCUGCCAUGCCCUGGAGUCCUACACUGCCCUCCCGUAUCACAUGCGGAGCCCCUGCCCUUCAAGCCCCAUCACUCGGCCAGCCUACCAGGGCAGCAACCCCAUCAGCGACAUCUGGGCAGUCCACGCACUGCGGAUCGUUGCCAAGUAUCUGAAGAGGGCUGUCAGAAAUCCUGAUGAUCUUGAAGCAAGGUCUAAUAUGCACUUGGCGAGUGCUUUUGCUGGCAUUGGCUUUGGAAAUGCUGGUGUUCAUCUAUGCCAUGGAAUGUCUUACCCAAUUUCGGGCUUAGUGAAGACGUAUAAAGCAAAGGAUUACAAUGUGGAUCAUCCCCUGGUGCCUCAUGGCCUUUCUGUGGUGCUCACGUCCCCUGCAGUGUUCACGUUUACAUCACAGAUGUUUCCUGAGCGGCACUUGAAAGUGGCAGAGAUAUUGGGCGCUGACACCCGCACUGCCAGGAGGCCAGAUGCGGGGCCUGUCUUGGCAGACACGCUGCGGAAAUUCUUAUUCGAUCUGGAUGUGGAUGACGGCCUGGCUGCCCUUGGCUACUCCAAGGCCGACAUACCCGCUCUGGUGAAAGGAACGCUGCCCCAGGAAAGAGUCACCAAGCUUGCACCACGCCCUCAGUCAGAAGAGGAUCUAUCUGCUCUGUUUGAAGCAUCAAUGAAACUGUAUUAAUUUUCAUUUUCACUGAAAGAACUACCCUUGGCUAUCAUAGUUCUGAUAACAGAAGUUGACCUAGCAAGAAUUUUGUCUUUUCACCUCCACAUAUAACUCCCUUGUUACCAGCUUGAAUGUGAUAUAAAUUUAUCCUGUAGAAGAUUCCCUGAUACUCCAAGUCCAGCUACUUCCAUAGGACAGGCUGGACAAAUGCCCACCAUGCUGGACCCUCAGACAGACUUCAGGGAUCCAUGUUCCUACCCAAACCCUGCAGACUGCCCCUGCUCCAUGGAUCAAAAGGGCAAAUACUCAAUAUCUACCAGAAAUGUUAAUGCAUGUACUCUUUGCCCAGUAAUCAACCCCACAUCUAGAAAUUUACCCUGUAAAAUUCUAGCACAAGUGUGUAAAGAAAUAUGGCAAAAGUGCUUCUGGCAGCACAUUUUCUAAUAAUAAAAAAUUUGAAAGAACU